UGGAAGUGAGAGGAAAGCAAUCAUCUUGCUUUUUUCUAAUAUUUCAACGACACUUUCAACCAACAAGUGUUGGUUUUGUUCUUGUUCUGUUUCUCUCUGUUUUGUUUUCAUUGCUUCUCUCUCCUCCUCCCUUUAGAUCUCUUUGGAUUCUGAUUCGAUAUCUUCUGCUUGGUUUUAUCACUUUCUUUAGAAUCUUAGUCUUUCUUCUGAUCUGGUUUUUCCUCUCUUUGUUAACUUUACCUGUUUGGUUGCAGAAACUCGUGAGUGUGGAUCAGUUGAAACCCCAAUAAAGAUAAGAAAAGAGAAACCUUUUUAUAGGUUUUAUUGGGGGGUUUUGUCUCAUUCUGAGAAAUGGGUUCACAGGUUUCUUGUCUAGUUGCUUGAGGCUUUUUGGUUUGGUAGAAAAAAUUGGAUUAGAGUUAUGAGAAGAGGUAGAGGGAAGGGGAAGAGGCAGAAUGCUACUGCUAGAGAAGAUCAUGGAAGCGGUGAAGAAGAAGAAAAGAUUCCAGCUUACAGGAGAAGAGGGAGGCCACAGAAGCCCGUGAAAGAUGAAACCGAUGGAGAAGAAGAGAUGGUGGAGAAGGAUGAUGAUAUAAAUGGUUCAGUAACAAGUAAAGAAGAAGUGACAGAGAAUGGGAGGAAGAGGAAGAAAGCAGUAGAGUCUAAAGAGAGUAAUGUAACCGAAGAGGAGAAUGGGUUAGGUUCAAAAUCAAGCACAGAUGAUUCAGUUAAGUCAUCAUUGUCUACGGGGUUUAGACAAAUUGGGAGCAGAAGGAAGAACAAACCAAGACGAGCUGCAGAAGCUGUUGUUGAAUGUCAUGGGUUUUGAAAAAAGAGGUUCCUAUAACGCUUUUGAAACCGCUUUUUUUUUGUCUCUUGAUGACCACUUUUGUUGCUAGGACCCGAGUUUGAUGCGGGUGCGUUUAAGUUUCAUACAUGGAAUCAGAAUUUUUGAUUAUUCAGAACACUUCCCUUUGUCUGAAUUGUCAUGGAGUUUUGAAACUCUUAUCUCUUGUUGUUGAGUAGAGCCUAUAAUACUCUUUAAUUCCCAUGAAAAUGAAACGUUUGUUUAUGUCU
Messenger RNA from Brassica napus (rape), 1077 nucleotides. RefSeq names its product cilia- and flagella-associated protein 251. Bases 422 to 829 code for a protein of 135 amino acids. The transcript is spliced from 2 exons. Lineage: Eukaryota; Viridiplantae; Streptophyta; Magnoliopsida; Brassicales; Brassicaceae. The record is from RefSeq and is a predicted model, not a curated record.